GCUACAACAACUUCGAGUAGUAGAAAGCCAAGUAUCUCAACAAUGCAGCUAUUUCACACAGUUCUCGUUCUGCUCGCUAGCACCCUUGCUACUGCACAGCUCCCCAAUAUCCCUUCGUGCUCUAUAAACUGCUUCAUCAGUGCAUUUCAGCAUGAUGGAUGCUCACAGUUGACAGACUUUGCUUGUCAUUGCCAGAAGCCAGAUCUUCCCACCACCAUUACCCCCUGCGUCCAAAAAGCAUGCAACGUUGCCGACCAGUCUGCCGUAUCUAGCGAAGUCGUCCGACAGUGUUCCAUCGCAGGCCAUCCUAUCUCUAUCCCUCCGGUGGGCGGUGGCCUUGAGACUACGACCUUGUCUAUGCCCAGGACUUCAACUACUGAUUCAGAAGCUGUCUCCUCAAGCGCUGCAUCAGCGACCCUCCCCACAGCAUCCUCUUCUAGUGCUGCAUCAUCUUCGAAGGUGUCGCAUUCCUCGUCCGCAUCUGCAUCAGCGUCGGCAUCUAGCUCCCACGCUCCGUCAACUCCAGGCUCACACAGUCAGUCUGGGCAUGCAUCAUCUACGGCAUCUCCAUCCUCUCCCCUUUCGACUGGUUCUGCGUCGACUGUCAAGGCGGGUGUAGCUGGGGCUAUAGUUAUUGCUGCUGCUGCAGUGUGCGUACUAUAGACAGACUUACGGUGUAGCAAG
This is a messenger RNA of Aspergillus vadensis CBS 113365, 684 nucleotides long. RefSeq names its product CFEM domain-containing protein. The transcript has 3 exons. Bases 43 to 663 code for a protein of 206 amino acids. The record is from RefSeq and is a predicted model, not a curated record. NCBI's taxonomy places the organism in Eukaryota, Fungi, Ascomycota, Eurotiomycetes, Eurotiales, Aspergillaceae.